GUUCUCGCCGUGUCACUGUGUGUGUGUGUUUCAUAGGUAUCGUCGUGCCAGACGCACUCCGAGAGGGUUGAAUCGCUUGGAAUAUUCUGUGCCCCUUUGGCAUUUCCUGAGAGCGGACACCGUCCAUGUUUUCGUUUCGGUUUGUUGUGGCAUUUCUGUGUGUUUUUGUUGCCGGCUCGUUCACGUUUUGCGCUUCCGAGCAUUUUCAAGUGGAAAUCUAGUGGGGCUGGAACUGUAAUGUAAGUUUUGUCUUGUAAGUCAAAAAUUUGCUCGUUCGGCUACACUAAAGCAACAGCAAACGAGAAAGCAAGUUGGCGUCAAGCGACAGCAGUUAAAACCACCAAUUACAUUAGCUGCGGCCUCCCGCAGAGCCAGCGCGCCAAACAGCUGGUGUGCGCAGGCGACAAGAGUGUCGAAAACGACUUCGUCGUUCAUUUCUCUUAUUAUUUUGGAUUUUCAAUGCACAGUCUGCACAUUCCGCACAGAAAACAACGCCACACAAUGAACACUCGGGCCAGUUUUCGGUUCCCGACGCCAAAUGAUGGAAUCGAUAUCCUAAAGGCCAUCCAAAGCAAAACUCCAACUCCGGAGGUAAAGGAGAAGAAUGUGAAAAUAUGCCGUUUGGUCUGCCAACAUCCAUGCCUCUUUGAUCGUUCUAAUGCGGCGUACAGCAAGAAGUCGCACAUAAAUGCAGCCUGGAGGGAUAUAUCGAAUAGAAUGAACGAUUCGAUCAAUAGCUGCAAGGAGCGUUGGCGUAAUAUUCGUACCAGCUACGCCCGAUCCAUAAAAGAUGGAUUUAAUCAAACCAGAAAAUAUUACUUGGACGAGGAGGUCUCCUUUCUAAAGUCGCACAUCACACCGGGAGUUCCCAGACUUCCGCAGGGCCGACGCUCACGCGUCAAUAAUAAGGUGCACGGCCGUAGCGACAGCAACGAGUUCAUUUUCGACACAGAGCAUGCGCAAACGAAGUUGGAGCCCGACGACGAGGACACCGGAGAUGACGCGAGCACUGGCAACGACUGCAAGUACGAGAACGGGGUGGUGCCCGUGCCUUGGGCCUCCAUCAAUCCCGACGAUGCCUUCCUACAGGGUCUGCGGCCCGAAAUGGAACAGAUGAACUUCCGUAAAAAGCUCUACUUCAAGAGUCGUGUUUACGCCCUACUCGGCGAGAUAUUUGAUACUCCAGAGGACGCCUCAUUCUCCAACCACCAGUUGUCUGGCCGUUCCGAUGCCAACGCCAACGGAGCCAUGUCGACUUCCUCAACCACAUCCGUGCAGCCUUCUCUUUCGACCAAGAAAGUCAAGCCAAAGAAGCGAAAAUCCUCAAAAGCUAUAUCUUAUUUAAGAACAACACUGAAAUAGUUCAAAUAAAUACGAUUACAAUAUGUA
Molecule: messenger RNA, 1389 nt
Organism: Drosophila persimilis
Lineage: Eukaryota; Metazoa; Arthropoda; Insecta; Diptera; Drosophilidae
Exons: 3
Coding region: 460-1362 (300 amino acids)
Biological process (GO): regulation of transcription by RNA polymerase II
Cellular component (GO): nucleus; transcription regulator complex
Molecular function (GO): DNA binding
Source: RefSeq, a predicted model, not a curated record